Microdochium trichocladiopsis is the source of this 1638-nucleotide messenger RNA. Its product is annotated as major facilitator superfamily domain-containing protein. Gene Ontology annotation, molecular function: transmembrane transporter activity. The record is from RefSeq and is a predicted model, not a curated record. The transcript is spliced from 5 exons. Bases 1 to 1638 code for a protein of 545 amino acids. NCBI's taxonomy places the organism in Eukaryota, Fungi, Ascomycota, Sordariomycetes, Xylariales, Microdochiaceae. Gene Ontology annotation, biological process: transmembrane transport.
AUGGGUCUCGGUGUACUCGAAGACACGGUCCUUGACCAUGUGCCCGGCACAACUCGCUACUUUGAUGACCCGGACCGGCCCCAGACUGCAGACACGGCCGACGCCCGUGGCCUCAAGUGCGACCACUCCGGCCCUAUCCCCAUCAUUCUCAUACCCCAACCCUCGGACGACCCCAAUGAUCCUCUGAACUGGCCUCUCUGGCGCCGCGACCUAAUCACCUUUAUCCUCUCCCUCACGGCCAUCUUUGCCACCUGUCUCGGCCCUAUACUCGCCGCAAACACGCUCACCCUCUCCAUUUACUUCAGCCUCAACUUCACCUACAUCGCCCUUCUCACCGGAUACUUCUUGCUUGGCGUGGGCGUUGCGGGCUUCUUCUGCGUGCCCUCCGGCAGGAUAUGGGGCAAGCGCCAUCUCUUCAUCCUCGGCACCUGCAUCCUCAUCGCCACUAGUGCCUGGGCUGGUGCCGUCGGCAAGAACUACACGAGCUUCGUGUGGGCUCGCAUCUUUCAGGGUAUCGGCUGUGCGCCCUUUGAGUCUCUGGUCAAUGCCGCCAUCGGUGACCUGUACUUUGUUCAUGAACGUGGAAAGCGCAUGGCUUUUACGAACCUGGCCGUGUUUGGAGGAGCCUUCUUCACCCCGAUUCUCGUUGGCAAGAUCACACAUACAAUCAGGUGGUGGUGGACUUUCAAUCUCGUCGCUAUCUUCAGCUCCGUGUGCCUGAUUGCCAUUUUUCUAUGGGUUCCUGAGACAGCUUACGUGCGAGAUGCCGCGCUCAACACGGACAUCUUUCAGGAGUCUCCUGACUCCGAACCCAGCAAGGAACUCGCACGACCCUCGCCCACCGAGCAGGGCCAAGCAACAAUCCCGGCACCCAAGUCUUUUGUGCAGCGGCUCGCACUCUUCGACGGCCGGAAGACUAACGAAUUCUUCCCUGUGCUACUGUUCAGGCCCUUGCCCUUGUUCGUGCAACCGGCCUUCCUAUGGGCGUGCCUCAUCCAGGGCACAAUGAUUGGCUGGACUGUCUUCAUCGGCGUCAUUCUCGCAGCCCUCUUCCUUGGCCCGCCUCUCUUCUGGACCGAGGUGCCCACCGGAUAUGCUUACACAGGACCUUUUGUCGGCGCUGUCCUGGGCUUCUUGAUUUCAGGAGCAUUAUCUGAUUGGAGCGCGAGAUACAUGACCAAGCUCAACGGAGGUGUAUAUGAGCCAGAGUUUCGAAUUGUGCUGAUAAUUCCUCAGCUCAUCUUUGGCUGCAUGGGCUUGUUUGGCUUUGGAUACACAGCCGACAUGACGCUACAAAGUCAGAUUCAUUGGGUCGUGCCCAUUGUAUUUUUCGGAUUCGAAGUAUGCGGCAUGAUUAUUGGUGCUACGGCCAGUGCGUUGUACCUGGUCGAUGCCUACAGACACCAAGCAAUCGAGGGCUUCACGAUGCUGCUCAUCUUCAAGAACCUCUUCAGCUUCGGCCUCACCUUCAAGGCGUACGACUGGCUUGUCCAGGGCGGCGUCGUGUACGUGUUUAAAGUCCUAGGUCUGGUGCAGAUUGUCAUCUGUUUGACGAGCAUUCCCAUGUACAUUUACGGGAAGCGUCUACGCAGCUUCUUUCACAGGCACGACUUGCUCAAGAUGACUGGACUUGCUUGA